Messenger RNA from Lolium perenne, 1296 nucleotides. RefSeq names its product putative F-box protein At5g55150. NCBI's taxonomy places the organism in Eukaryota, Viridiplantae, Streptophyta, Magnoliopsida, Poales, Poaceae. Gene Ontology annotation, molecular function: protein binding. The record is from RefSeq and is a predicted model, not a curated record.
AUGGGCUCGGACACCGGCCGGCCUGAUGUACCUCUCCUAAUCGGGCUCGUCACAUCGAUCAUCGGCGCCGGCGGCAGCAUGAGACAAGGAAAGAAGUCCUGGCCGUCCGCGGCGGAGUGGCCCAACCUCCCCGACGAGCUCCUCGGCAUGGUCCGCUUGAAGCUCGCCAGCCCGCGCGACCGCGUCCGCUUUGCCGCCGUCUGCAGCUCGUGGCGCGCCGCAGCGUCACGGCAGCCACCGCCACCUGCUCUGCCACUCCUACUCCUCUCGCCCCAGGACGAGGACAAGGAGAAGCGGUUGUACUGCCUCGAGGACGGCGGCAUGCUGACGGUCCCGGUCACGAGCAGGCUGUGCGGCAUGUGGAUCAACGGAUCCUACGACGGCGGCUGGAUCACGGCGGGCAGCAUGAACCCGGGGUUGUCGGUCGUGAUCCUGAACCUCUUUUCCGGUGUUGAGGUCGAGCUCUCCGCCAAGCAGAGGAGGAUCGACUGCGUGCACCACCGCGGCCCAUACGUAGCAUGGAAAAUCAUCUUCUCCGAAGCUCCCACCUCGAGCAGCUGCAUCCUCGCUGCCAUGACCGACACGUGCAACAUCGCCUUGUGUAGAAUCGGCUGUCCAGACGGCAGUUGGACGAUGGAAGGAUGCGAGAGGGCGGAGCUCGGGGACAUGGCCUUCUGCCAGGGCAAGCUUUACGGCCUAACAAGUUGCAGCGAGAACUUGCUAAGGUACGACAUCGGCGAGAACAAACAUGGUGCGCCCGUGGUCACCGCCGCACACCCACUAAAUGUCCAAAGGCGUCAUGGCCCUAUAUGCAACACCAGGUGCUCCCUUGAUUCCGCCAGCUACAUCUUUGAGCUGCGUGGCAACCUAGCGAUGGCGGUGAUGAUCCGGUGGUCGGAAAACCACCAAGCUUUUUUCAAGGUGUUCGAGCUUGCCCAAUCCAGUUCCAAAGACGAUGCACAUGACUACAGCUGGGUAGAGUUGCAUAACUUGGAUGACUACGCCUUGUUCUUGGGACCGACGUUAUCCAGAGUAGUCCAUGUGCCAAUGGGCGGUCGUGGGGGCGUAGAGAGAAACCACAUCUACUACUCAUACUUUCGAAGCCUGUAUGUCGAAGAAAAGGAGUUCGAAGGGAAAUCGCACUUAACAAGAUCCAGCUGGGGUGACCGGAUGUAUUCCAGGGAAGAUCACAAUGUAGGCGACGGUGAAGAUGGCGUGCAGCAGAUCCCAGCAAUAGGCUACUACAUUUUUGGUGGCCCUUAUGUUCCCAUGUGGUGCUUCCCUCCCGACUUCUAG